CUUGUUUCAUCCCUCUAUGCAAACAAAGAAAAUUGCAGAGCAGGACUUUAUUAAAAGAAUUUUGGGUUCCAUUUUGUCUGUGGUGAUGCAUGGAGAAAGGGGUACAGAGAUGGGUAGUAGAUAUAUCUAAGUGGGAACCAACUCCCCAUGACUUCUUUUCUGCCCUCAGUCUUCUUCCCCAACACGACCACACCUCCAUCACCAGAUUUUUGAAGAUGGAAGACAGAAAACGGGCACUUGUUAGCCGUUUGCUACAAUAUACUCUUGUACGUGAGGUAACAGGUAUCCCACAUGGAGAAAUUAACAUAAAGCGCACACUGGAAGGCAAACCUUAUCUGGAUUGUGACAAAGUUGGCUUGGAAUUUCCCAAUUUUAAUUUCAAUGUAUCUCAUCACGGUGACUAUGUGGCAAUAGCAUCUGAACCUCUAUGUCUUGUGGGGUUGGAUAUUGUUUCUCAUAUGAUUCCCCAGAUAGAGACCAUUCCAGAAUUCAUUCAAAACUUCUCCUCAUACUUCUCAAAUUUGGAGUGGGAUAAUAUAAUGAAUGGUGGCAGUAAUGAUGAAAUUUUAAUUGAGUUUUACAGGUAUUUUUGUACUUAUAUAUUUUCUCUGGGGUCAGCUGGAAUCAGUAUCUUCCCCUAGAAAACUCUCUCCCAUAACCUUCCUCUCCUAUUCUACUGCCUAAAGUUGCAGAGAAUGUCACAUUCGAAUCAGGGUCCAUUUAGUGUAGGAGAAAAUAUAUGAAAAGGAUGUAUUUCUGCAAACUGCUUAACUCUGACUCACUGUAUGCUUCUACACACUAAGUACUGAAAUAAUGUCUUAGCUGAAGAUCUGAGGCCCAGUGGUCUGGAUUCCUUCUUCACUUUGUGUGUCAUAAAUCAGAGCUUUCCUUUUGAGUACAUGGUGUACCUGGCUCCAGAGUGUCCUGAUUUAUUACUUAAAGUUCAGGUCCAAGUUUAGGAUUGUCUCUGCCACUAGAGCAUGAUGUCAAUUUGUUUUUUAUGCAUGUCAAUUGUUCAGCCUAGCAGGUGGGGUUCAAUUUGAAUUACUCAACUGUUCUGUAUUAUAAUCUGUAAGGAUAUUUUGAACCCAACAGAAGCAAAUCCGACUAUCAGAGGAAGCUCCCAUUGCUCAUCCAAUGGCAUGUUGAAUCAAUACAUGCUUUUGACUUGAAUAUGGUUAUGGCUGUUAAACAAGCAGAAAAACAUUUUAUUAUUUUAACUGGUUAUAGAUUCCUUUCAAUUUUCUAUGCAUGUUUGAGGGUAAUUUACACGUCUUUGCAGAUACUGGUGUCUGAAAGAAGCAUAUGUCAAAGCCAUUGGUAGUGGGUUAUCAAGUCGACUAGACAACGUGGAGUUUCAUCACAGUAGCUGGAGAGACAUAUCUGUUAAAAUUGAUGGGGUGUACAAGAAAGAGUGGAGAUUUUGGCUUUUUGAGCUAGGGAACAGACACUGGGUGAGUAUUCACCAUUUUUUUUAAUAAUUAAAUUUUUAUUGC
Molecule: messenger RNA, 1496 nt
Organism: Rubroshorea leprosula
Lineage: Eukaryota; Viridiplantae; Streptophyta; Magnoliopsida; Malvales; Dipterocarpaceae
Source: the annotation of a GenBank genome assembly